AUGUUUGUGGAAAACUUAGAAAGAGAUUUCUACAAAUUAAUAAGAGACGACAGGUGUUUACUGUUGGUAAACUUUGAUGUUGAUGCGAUUUGUGCCUGCAGAAUUUUGCAACAGCUCUUUAAAAAUGAUAACAUGAUAUAUACACUUGUGCCUGUCCAAGGUAUUCAGGAUAUGGUUCAUGCCUUUGAAGAAAAUUGUGAAGAGAUAAAAAACGUUAUUUUAAUAAACUGCGGUGGUACAUUAGAUUUAGUGGAAUUACUACAACCUGCAGAAUCUGUGAUAUUUUAUGUUAUUGAUAACCAUAGGCCAUAUGAUUUAUGUAAUAUAUAUUCAGAACAUCAAGUUCGUAUACUUGGCAAACCUGAUGAGGAUGACGAGAUUCCAGAGUAUAAUGAAGUCUUCAGAGAUGAUUCGUCUGAUGAGGAUGAGGAUGAAGAUUUGGAGAAUGAGGAAUCUCAAGCAAAGAGACGAAGAUUGAACGAAGAAGAUAUUGUUAAGAGAGCUGAACGAAGAAAAUGGACAGAGAAUAGAGCAACUAUUCUGUUCAAUUAUACACAGUAUAGUUAUUAUGGCAAAUCAAGUGCAAUGCUUGUCUUUGAUAUGGCAUGGAACAUGUCCAAAGACAGUUUGGAUAUGCUUUGGUGGGCUAUAGUUGGCUUUACAGAACAGGCCAUUCUUGGUAAAGUAGAAACAAGAUCGAGUGUUCUUGAAGAGGGAGCCCUUCACUCUCAUGUAUCUAGGUUAACUCACAGACAAGGAGGGGAAGUUGAAAAACAACAGCAGAGUACCAUCAGGAUUACUUACGACAAAGAUCUUUCACUUGUAUUGUAUCGACACUGGACCGUAGAAGCUAGUCUAAGACAUUCAGUACCAACUGCAGUGUCAUUGAGAUUAUGGUCAAUUAGAGGAGAACAAAGAUUAAAGGAGCUUUUAGCAGAAAUGGGUUUACCUUUAGAGCAAUCAAGGCAACGAUUUAAUGCAAUGGAUCUCGCACUUAGACACGAAUUUAGACAAAUGAUCGAAAAAUUAGCAGGAAAAUAUAAAGUGGACUCUAUUAUUGGAACAAGUUUUACCCUUCAGUACGGUUACAGGUUCAAGUACUGUGCUUCAGACAUAGUUUAUGCUAUGCUUGCCUUAAUGGAAUCCUCUACAAAAGAAAAGUUGCCACAACGUUGCUUUUUAGAUGCUCUGGAUUGUUUAUCACGCACUAAGAAAGAUGUUCUAGAAGGCGGUAUCGAAAAAGCGAAACUUAUGCUUAGUAGUGUUUUUAAGACUGCCCAGGGUGUUUUACAAAUGAAGCAAAUUAGAAGCGCUGGCUCGUUUCUUUAUAUAAUUAUACCAGAGGGAAGUGUCGAUAGUCAUGUGUUCGCGCGUACGUAUCCAUUAUUAAUGUUAGCUCAAUUUACUCUAAAAGCUUAUGUCAAUUCGUCAAAGAAUAGAAGAGCACGGGAAUGGCCGCUCGUAGUUUCUUCGAUAUGUAACGCAGAAACUGGCACAUGUCUCGUGGUUGGUAUACCACCGGAGUGUGAAGAUCAACCAAGAAGUCUAUUUGGAAGAGCUUUCGAACAGGCAGCUAAAAAUACUAAUUCUUAUAUAGAAGCAGACUACUUUGAUACUACAAUAAUAAGACUGAAAACUGAGGAAAGACCAAAAUUUUUGGAUUCUCUGGCAGCCCUCCUAGCGUGAAACUUUUUAGUGACUUAUUUGACGUAUGA
Messenger RNA from Dufourea novaeangliae, 1715 nucleotides. It is a transcript of the gene Cdc45, whose product is annotated as cell division control protein 45 homolog. Gene Ontology annotation, cellular component: DNA replication preinitiation complex. The record is from RefSeq and is a predicted model, not a curated record. Gene Ontology annotation, molecular function: single-stranded DNA binding; DNA replication origin binding; chromatin binding. Bases 1 to 1686 code for a protein of 561 amino acids. The transcript is spliced from 9 exons. Gene Ontology annotation, biological process: DNA replication initiation; double-strand break repair via break-induced replication; mitotic DNA replication preinitiation complex assembly. NCBI's taxonomy places the organism in Eukaryota, Metazoa, Arthropoda, Insecta, Hymenoptera, Halictidae.